CGGCGCAGCAGUUCGUGUUCGACCACCGCCGCGGCCAUCUGAAGGAAAACAACGCCCUCGCGGAGCAAACGUCCCAAGUACGGCGAUUCCGAUUUUUGCCACCCCGCCGAAGAGUGGUUUAUUUUGUGAGUGUUUUAUUGGUGACUUUCGACGAGUUUUGAAACAACGGCGGCGUGAUGGCUUCCAGAGCGUCCGAUUUUAAGGUGAAACAGGAAGGCACCGGAAUCGCGUCGUACUUCGAGUCGUACAAGGACAACGAGGGCGACAACGAUGUGGGUCUGCAGGAUGGCGAGGAAGAAGAAGAAGAAGACGACGAAGAGGAGGGCGGAUGUUACUUUGUGGACCAGAGCGGAAACUACUACUACCAGGCCAGCAAAGACUCCGAACCGGUGCUGACUACUGCGCCACCGGAUGCCGAAAUUGUAGAGGAAGAUGAGCCGGAACCGGAACCGAAAGUGGUUAUCAAAUCUAAAAAGACCGAGUCUAAGCAGGAAGACGUGAGCUAUGUGUUGAUCAUGCCGGAGCAUGAACCAAAGGGAGAAGUUGGGGUGGGUGAGGAUGGCGAUGACGACGAGAACAUCUACGAGUUUGAAGACGGGGAAUUUUCCCAAGCUGAAGACGACAAGUCGAGCGUCUCGAAGGUCACCAAGUUUAAAACGCAGAGCGUCGGCGGGUUGACGCACAUGUGCAACUACUGCAACUACACCACGAACAAGCGCUUCCUGUUGGCCCGUCACAUGAAAUCCCACUCGGAAGAUCGGCCGCACAAGUGUUCGGUGUGUGAGCGGGGCUUCAAAACGUUGGCGUCGCUGCAGAACCACGUCAACACGCACACCGGAACGAAACCACAUCAGUGCAAGCACUGCGAGAGCACGUUUACCACUUCCGGCGAGCUGGUGCGGCACGUCCGCUAUCGGCACACCCACGAGAAGCCCCACAAGUGUCCGGAGUGCGACUACGCCAGCGUGGAGUUGAGCAAGCUCAAGCGACACAUCCGGUGCCAUACGGGAGAGCGCCCGUACCAGUGUCCCCACUGCACGUACGCCUCGCCGGACACGUUCAAGCUGAAGCGCCAUCUGCGGAUUCAUACAGGGGAAAAGCCGUACGAGUGCGACGUGUGUCACGCGCGCUUUACGCAGUCCAACUCGCUGAAGGCCCACAAGAUGAUCCAUCAAGUCGGCGACAAGCCGGUGUUCCACUGCGAGCUCUGCCCCACGACGUGCGGCCGCAAGACGGAUCUGCGCAUCCACGUCCAGAAGCUGCACACUCCGCUGGACAAGCCGCUCAAGUGUCGGCGCUGCAGCAAGCUGUACCACGACCGGUACACGUACAAGAUGCACACCAAAACGCACGAAGGAGAAAAGUGCUACAAGUGCGACCUCUGCCCGUACGCGUCCAUUUCGGCACGCCACCUCGAAUCCCACCUGCUCGUCCACACCGACCAGAAGCCGUUCCAGUGCGACAUGUGCGAGCAGUCGUUCCGCCAGAAGCAGCUGCUGCGACGCCACGUGAAUCUGUACCACAAUCCGGACUACAUCGCGCCAACGCCCAAGGUCAAAACGCACAAAUGUCCGAGCUGUCCGCGAUCGUUCCGCCACAAGGGCAACCUCAUUCGGCACAUGGCGCUGCACGAUCCGGAAUCGACGGCCCGCGAAGAGGCCAUCGCGCUGAAGGAGGGUCGCCAAAAGCGGAUCGACAUCCGGCUGACCGGAGAGGGUGGAACAACGAGCGAGGAAGAAACCGAGGAAGAAGAGGAGGAGGAAGAGGAGCAGCAGCAGGACGAAGCGGAGGAGGAAAACGAACAGGAAAUUAUGACCGUCGAGGGCGAAGAUGGCCAGUACGUGGUGCUGGAGGUGAUUCAGCUGCAGGAUGACGAGGACAAAAAGCCGGCCAAGAAGAAGCGUGGCUCUAGGCGGAUGCAGCAGGUUCAAGUUCAGGAGAGCGAAGAGGAGGAUGCGCUGGCCGAGUGUGCGGACUUCAUACUUGAUGAAGAUCUAACCGAGGACAUGCUAGCUGCAUCGUUGCCACCUCCGGCCAAAAAGGCACGCCGCUACACGGCCCUGAACAGCACGACCACCAGUCGUGGAGUUGCUGCCAAAGGCAUGAACAACUGCUUCGGGUUUGAUGACGACGAUGAUGAUGGUGACGAAGGCAAGGAAACGAUAACUUUGCUGCGUUAAGAGCGGUAUCCCGGGAGGUGGGACUUUACGGUCGGCAACGAACGGUUAGAAUUACUCGUAUCAAAAGAGUAUGUUAUUGUAGAAAUAGUUAUUCGCUAGAAAAUGGUUUGUUUCUAGUCGUGAAGCCAUUUUUUUAUUUUUAACUUCUUUAACAAUGUAAACCUUAAGAUCUCUUUUUAAUUUUCUCUUUUAAUGUACAAAGUUUAGGGAUUCAGUUUGAAGUGCGAUAUUGUAAAUCUGUUUAAAGCCAGCUGUAAUAUUAAUUCUCUAUAUUUUUGUAAGAU
Molecule: messenger RNA, 2464 nt
Organism: Culex pipiens pallens (northern house mosquito)
Lineage: Eukaryota; Metazoa; Arthropoda; Insecta; Diptera; Culicidae
Product: transcriptional repressor CTCF-like
Exons: 5
Coding region: 177-2180 (667 amino acids)
Biological process (GO): regulation of transcription by RNA polymerase II
Molecular function (GO): DNA-binding transcription factor activity; RNA polymerase II cis-regulatory region sequence-specific DNA binding
Source: RefSeq, a predicted model, not a curated record